AUGAUGAACCCCUUUGCUGGAGUGGUGCCUAAGAACGUGCCAGCACCUGAGGGAGUUCCAGCUCACUUGCAAACUCAAGACUCUGAUGUGAGCCUGGGAGGAGACUCCAUCAGCCCCACCUCCAUGCAAAUCCUGCCCUUGCAGUGUUGGCGCGAAAAGUCUCAAAGCGCUACGAGAAGUGGGCGGCGGCGGAGCGCCACUGAGGGCGAGGUGAAACUCAUGAUGCGCACAGAGACCUUCGGCGACUUCUGGAACUUCACCUUAAACCCCACGGGCCACUUCAGGAACUUCUGGGACUUUUUGGCCAUCCUCUGCUUAGUCUUCGACGCGAUUGCUUUGCCUGUGCAUUUUGUGAACCAUCAAUUCUAUGCGAAGUAUCCCUACUUAUCCAUCAUCUCGAGGCUUCAGGUCUUCUAUUGGGCCUUCGAUUUGAUCCUCUCCUUCUUCACAGGAUACCUGGACAAGGGCAAUCUGGUUCAGAACCAUCGCAAAAUCGCUCUACACUAUCUGAAGACCUGGUUUCUGCCGGACUUCACGGUCACACUUCUGGACAUUAUCUUGGAAUUCUCCGACGGAUCACAGACGGAUCGCAUCAGUACCCGGGUGCUACGACUGCUGCGACUCUUCCGUGUGGUGCGGCUGGGGAAGGUGACCCGGUUCGCCUCCUUCUUGAGAGACAAGUUUGAAUCGGAGGUGGCCUACACUCAAUUCAGCUUGUUGCUCCUGGUCAUCGGGAUGAUGCUACAAGAGCAUGUGAUUGCUUGCGGAUGGUUUGGCAUUGCAUCACUGGGCACUCACCCCACAAGUUGGCUUUCGGAGCAUGGACAUGCCAGCUCCUCCUUCACCUUGCAGUACACUGACAGCUUGCGCUGGUCCUUCUCGCAGCUGGGUAUUGGGGGGACGGAGAUUGAAGCAGUGAAUGAGACCGAGGGCAUCUAUAGCGUGGUGGUCUCCCUGAUCUCGUUGAUGACCUUCUCGUCCAUUAUCAGUUCGAUGACUUCACUGGUGAGUACCCUGCAGAGUAGGAGGAUGGAUCAGACACAGCAGUUUGGCCUCUUGCGACGCUUCCUGAGGACCAACCACAUUGAAGAAAACCUGAGCCAGCGGAUCACUCGGUUUCUCCACUACACUUACCAUCAGAGGACAGCCAAUGUGGAAGAUCCCUACAUCUUGGAUUAUCUCUCGAAAUCCCUCCAGGCGGACUUGCAGUUGGCGCGCUACAAGGCGGUCCUCACGCAGAUGGACUUCUUGUCAGACUUGUUAUCAAGCCCCCUGCUCUCAUUGCAGGAGGGCAAUGUGGUGCGGAGCAUUGCGCGCGAAGCAGUCUCAGUUCAUGAAGUGGCAGAAGAUGACGUGGUCUUCUGUCAUGGCAACAAAGCGAUCAGUGCUUACUAUAUCAUUCGAGGCUCCAUGCUCUACCUGCAGAUGGGCUGCACCGCGCGCAGCCCCCCAGCGGCGUGGAUCGCUGAGAUGAGCCUUUGGACCGAGUGGACUCACCUUGGGGACCUGCUGUGCAACAGUUUCGGUCGAAUUCUGGCGAUCCAUGUUCAGGAGUUCUGUGAGAUUGUCUGCAAAGCCAACGCAGUACAGAUCAAAGCUCAUCAGUAUGCCCUUGGCUAUGUGGAGAGGUUGAGCAGCAUGGUUCACAGCACGGAUCUGCCGCUGGAUGACACUCCUCAGAAGCGAAGCUCCAAACUGGGUCGUGGAGACUCGGCCCAGUUGAGGGAUCGGCGGGGCAAGCUUUGUGAGCGAAAGGGUGUGGAUGAAAUCCUCCAGAAGCAGAACCGAGGCCGGCAGUGCAGAACUUUCACGCGUGCCCCGAGCGCGCCGCAGCCCCUGAGGUUGGGCGAAUGCUAUGAGGCAGACAUGAGGCGUGCACGGAGCAAGUCACGAACUCCGGCGGCGCCGAAGAGCCUCCACUACGAGUCGGCCGUGCCGCCGAAGUCUUCGCCCCAGCAACUCCACACGCCACAGAUGCUCUUGCGGCGUUCCGACAGCGACGGCGAGGAGGGUGCAUUCAGUGGUGGCGUGAUGCCCACGAGGUCCAAGGAUCGCCCAGGUGCGACACCAAGUGCGUUUGACCAUGCCAACCGGCAGAUCUCCGAUUGGGGGUCUCGGCAGGUCUCUGACUGGGGCGGUGUGCGGCAACUCUCUGACUGGGGCGGUGCGCGGCAAGUCUCCGAAUUUGGUGGUGUGCGGCAAGUCUCCGAAUUUGGUGGUGGGCGGCAAGUCUCCGACUGGUUUGGUCAGCUGCCACAGGGCUCCGAGCAGUUGGGUGCUCGCGGUUCCGAAGGGCCUGAGACUGGUCACAGCGAAGGCCUCGGGAAGUCCUCUCCUGGUUCGCCGGCGAGCGGGCUGGGGGCGAUGAUGCCGCUGGAGUGUUGGCUCCACCGACCAAAGAGCGCUACCACCAACCGCUCCACACUGGGCCCUGGCUCCACACUGGGCCUGGGCGGGCCGAGUAACAAAAAUUCCAGGACGGGGAGUGCAGAUGUUAUGGCGAAGGACCUCUUGGCGGAGCGCUGGCGGUCAUGUACGUUGAGCCCCACGGGCCACUUCCGGAACUUGUGGGACUUCCUAGGGAUCAUCCUGCUGGUCUUCGAUGCUGUCACCUUGCCGGUCCAGUUCGUCACCAGCGGCUUCUACGUCAUUUUCCCGGCCCUGUCGGUGGUCUCCAAGUUUCAGGUGCUUUAUUGGGCCCUGGACGUGCUACUAAGCUUUUUCACUGGAUAUUUGGACAAAGGCAACCUCAUUCAAAGCCACAAGGAGAUCGUUUGCCACUACUUGAAGACUUGGUUCUUGCCCGACUUCAUAGUCACUGUCAUCGACAUCGUUCUGGAGUUUAGUGGAGGUGAAGAAGCCAGUACCGAUCGUGCCAGCACACGAGUUCUACGGCUCUUGCGGCUGCUGCGGGUCGUGCGGCUGGGCAAGUUGACCCGCUUCGCCUCCUUCUUGCGGGACAAGUUCGAGUCUGAGGUGGCCUACACCCAAUUCAGCUUACUGCUUUUGAUCAUAGGCAUGAUGCUGCAGGAGCACGUCAUUGCGUGUGGAUGGUUUGGCAUUGGAUCUUUCUCCUCGGAGGAAAACACCUGGCUGACGGUUUCCAAGAAUGAAUACUCCUCGUUCACCCUGCAGUACACUCACAGCCUUCGCUGGGCCUUCUCCCAGUUGGGCAUUGGAGGGACCAAUAUCGAAGCUGUGAAUGAGGCGGAAGGGCUUUACAGUGUGGUGGUCGCGUUGGUCUCGUUGAUCACCUUUUCGUCGAUCAUCAGUUCAAUGACCUCCUUGUCGAGUACCUUGCAGAACAAGCGGAUGGAGCAGACCCAGCAGUUUGGCCUGCUGCGACGCUUCCUCCGCAUGAACAAGAUCUCAGAGAAUUUGGGCCAGCGUAUCACGCGCUUUCUUCACUACACUUACCAUCAGAGGUCAGCAAAUGUGGAUGAUCCAUACAUCUUAGACUUUCUCUCGAAAUCCCUUCAGGCAGAACUUCAGCUCGCACGCUACAAUGAUUAUCUCAGUAAGAUGCCUUUUCUUGCAGCCAUCUUGAAGCGGAGCAACACCCUAAGCCUUCAGGAAGGUCAUGUUUUGCAAACCCUGGCCAGCCAAGCGAUCUCUUCGCAUGACUUUGCAGAGGACGAUGUCCUCUUUUGUUACGGGAACCGGGCCACUGCAGCAUACUACGUGCUGCAAGGCUCAACCCUAUACCUGCAGAAUGAACGCACGGCUCGUAGUCCUCCGCAUGAGCUUUGGAUCUGCGAGAUGUGCCUCUGGACACGGUGGACACAUCUCGGGGACUUGCUCAGCACAAGCUUCUGCAAAAUCCUUGCGGUCCACGGGAAGGAGUUCUGCGAGAUCAUCUCCAAGGCAGGUCCAGUCCAGGUGCACGCGCACAAAUACGCGACCGACUACGUGGAGGAGCUGAAUGCCAGGGUGGAUAUGGGCCGUGCAACUGACCUCUCCGAAUCCAAAGACAUCGUGGCUAGACGAACCAGCAUUGCUUCGCUGCCCCUGCAUUUCAAGGGAGUGCUCGCAUCUGCGAGGUUCUCGUGUUUACGAGGCUUAUUCGAGCGAUCUCGAGCGACGAAGACCGCUCCUGAGCUCACAUGA
Messenger RNA from Durusdinium trenchii, 4107 nucleotides. The record is from the annotation of a GenBank genome assembly. Lineage: Eukaryota; Dinophyceae; Suessiales; Symbiodiniaceae.